AUGGAACGGCGGCUGACGUCCUGUGUUGCAUACGCCUUGCGCAUAUCUUAUAAGAUUAACGUGCCAAGUGUGACAGAACAUCUGACAUCUGCAUUGCACUGUGUUCGGAAAGAGUCUGCCAAUCAUAUUCAUCCGGAUGGAACUGCUGCCCAGCGCCAGAUCAUCAGAUUGUUUGAUGCUUCGCCAACUUGCCAGACGCAGCAAUUUGCCGAUGCGUCCAUGCAAACCGAAGCGAACAUCUGCACUGAGCUAGAAUGCAAGGCUGUUGCUGAGGGCGUGUUGAAGACUGCUCAGGUUCAAAUCGAGAAGCUUCGAGCGCAGACUGAGUUAGUCAUUCAAGAGCGAGAGGCAACAAUUCGCAGGUUGGAAAGUGAUCUUGACUCGCGGAUUUGUCAGGUGCAAGCAAUGGUACAUGAUACGAAAGCUUCAUCGGGUAUAUUCGUGCCAGAAGCUGGGACCACUGCUUGGACAAGCUCCGCGGCCACCUCGAAUGUUCAUACGCCUAUUCACGAGAGUACUUCAGAAAUACAGGAAGGAAAUCAGUUGCUGAUUGACCACCAUCGGAAGCAACGGAUGGAGUUGAAACAGAGAAGAAGAUCAGCACGAUUGCAGCGCCUACGAGAGUUUGAAGAGGAAUGA
This is a messenger RNA of Symbiodinium sp. CCMP2592, 639 nucleotides long. The record is from the annotation of a GenBank genome assembly. NCBI's taxonomy places the organism in Eukaryota, Dinophyceae, Suessiales, Symbiodiniaceae.